CCCGUUUUCCGUCCCUGGCUCCCUGCUGCCGUCCGACCCUCUCAUUCGCUCCGCUACACUCGCAUCGUUCCCUCAUCCCGAUCGUCAAACCCUAGCUCGCUGGCAGAUCGGCCUAGAAGGAGUGACUCUUCUCGUCUGAAGGUCUUAGGAAGUUGAAAUAGAAGCUGACAUGGCUACACAGACUCCUCUGGUUGUUCAAAAUGAAAAUUUGCAUAUUGACAGAGGCAAAGGUGCCAAUGUCUCAAAACCUGUUCUUCUGCCCAAGCCAGCGAAGUUGGUGCGUCAAGAUCGUAAAGCCCUAAGGGAUCUUUCAAAAGUAGGAAAGCCUAUCGUGUCUGGUGCAUCCAAGGCUCCCACAUUGAAAAAGAAAACUGGAUUCCUUGCUCCUGAAAGCAAAGUUGAACCAAAGGGCAAUUAUCUCACUGAUGAAGAGAUAAAGCAAUGCCAGGAGUGGGCCAAAGAGGGAAUUGAGCAGGUUCAUUUUACAGGAAUGGACUCGCGAAGACUUCAACAGCAAAAAGAAGAUGAACGGGUUCAUAAGAAAGUUGAGAAAAUAUUAGCUGCAAUGCAGGAGUGGAUUGUUACGGAUUAUAGUUCUACAAUUUCAGUCAGAGCACUUAGCACAAACAAUGAUAUUGCUUGGGAUAACGAAGAUCUCUUAAAGAUGGAACUGGUCCCUGAGGAACUUCCCUUGAGGACAGAUAAAUUCAGCAAGCUAGGUGAUGAAGAAAUCGAGGAUUUUGACUGGGAUUUCCCAUUGCUUGAGCCUACAUUAGAACUCAAAUUAAAAGAGGAUGCAAUUAUAUCCAGCUUUUAGAGUAGGAAGUUGAAUGCAUCAAAUGAAAUUUAAACAAUUGCUGGUCCGUUACAAGAUAAAUCAAGCUGAUUUUUUUUUUCAAAUAAUGAGAGAUGAUGGCUGAGAAAUGACCAAGGGCCGAGAAACCUCAUGGGCGAGUAGGAUACUUAUUAUGCCAUAAACUCUACAUUUGGCCUGAAUUUCUUCAGUAUUUAGUGAUGAAAAAUACAGUAAUUGUUGAUUUAUUAUCAUUUUCCUUUUUCUCUUCUAA
Zingiber officinale is the source of this 1067-nucleotide messenger RNA. RefSeq lists its product as uncharacterized. The record is from RefSeq and is a predicted model, not a curated record. Lineage: Eukaryota; Viridiplantae; Streptophyta; Magnoliopsida; Zingiberales; Zingiberaceae. The transcript has 7 exons. Bases 170 to 817 code for a protein of 215 amino acids.